Messenger RNA from Procambarus clarkii (red swamp crayfish), 3718 nucleotides. Its product is annotated as zwei Ig domain protein zig-8. Lineage: Eukaryota; Metazoa; Arthropoda; Malacostraca; Decapoda; Cambaridae. The record is from RefSeq and is a predicted model, not a curated record. Gene Ontology annotation, cellular component: neuron projection membrane. Gene Ontology annotation, biological process: synapse organization.
GGGUUGGUUGUACACUCACGUGCUGGUGAUAUUCAACUCUUGGCCUCUGUGCAGGUGGCACAGGUGCAAAGCCUGUAAUAAAAAUUCCCUGAAAACAAAAAAAUAUUACACAUCCAGUUUGUUUCUUAAUCCGCUAGUUACACAUUUCUUUAAGUAAAAACAUUCCUUAAGAGGAAUUUAUGAAAACUUUGAAUUCAAACUGCUGUGUACUAAGUAAACCCGAGCAAAAUGUGUAGUGGAGUAUAGUGAGCGGGGAUUGGGCCUCGUCACUGCAUCUUGAAGACAAAAUUAUUUGGCUACAACAGUUAGCAGGAUGAUGUGCUCCUCGACAACGUUACUGCUGCUGUUGUUGCUGUGUCUGCUGCCCUCUCUCGUGCCUCGCGCCCAUGCUUACCACGGACGUCACAGGCGACAUCGACACCAUGAGCGACGGUUCUUUGAUGCCCACCUGGGUCGCAGCCACGCCCACCGGGGCGCCCACCACGCCCACAACCUGGUCGCCCAGAGCCACAUUCUCGAAAACUCCCUGAACGGAAACCGGGUGACGGAAGAGCCACAGAAGACGGGUCACGGGUCACGGUGGGCCCUGACCUACCAAGGAGCAGCGCACGAGCCUUCGGCCAUCAACAAUACCGUAUCGAAUGUGACUGCGCAGUUGGGCGGCGCAGCUUUCCUGCCCUGCAGAGUGGGACAUCUGGGAGACAGACAGAUCUCAUGGAUUAGACGGAGGGACUGGCACGUCCUGACCUCGGCGGACGUACUCUAUACGAACGACCGUCGGUUUUCCGUGCUGCACGUGGCCGGCACCCAGGACUGGACACUGCACAUUAAAUACGUGGAAGUGAAGGACAACGGCACGUACGAGUGCCAGGUGUCGACUGGCACGGGCAUUAUUUCGCUCUUCGUCAACCUGGAGGUGGUGACGCCUGAGGCCCACAUCCCAGGCCACGGGCAGUACCACGUCAACCGUGGCUCCCCCAUCACUCUCACCUGCAUCAUCGACAAGAGCCCCACGCCGCCUCAGUACGUGCUCUGGUACCACAACGACCAGCUCCUCAACUACGUGCGAGACCGACCCGAGGUGGCCAUUAACAUGGAGCUCCGGGGCAAGGGAGGGUCGACGCCCGUGAGCCGCCUGGAGGUGAACACCGCCAGCGACCAACACUCCGGUAACUACACCUGCACCGCCCCCAACACGCGACCAGCCUCCACCAUGGUCUUCGUCACGGAAGGAGACAAGACGGCGGCGGUGCAGCGAAUAGACUCCAGCAGCGUGAGCAUCCACCAGGCAACGUUAGCGCUAUGGUCAGCAGCCCUCACCUACGUUGUGGCCGUCAGAUGAACCCCCGGGAGAACCCACGGUUUCGUGUUGCCCUUCUUCUUUCUUAUCCGCCUCACCGUUCUCUAAGAGUCCUCCCAGAGCUCUUCCUUCCCGGCCGCAGCAGGGACUAUCGCUGGCCGGACGGGGAUAUUGGUGAAUUGUAGCUUCCCUAAGAACUGAAAUGUUUCAGUGACUAGUUUUGUAUAGGUGACCUCAUGCCAAGCUGUGGCUAUCAGUUGGCAUUUGGUACUGUUUAUAUAUAAUGUGUAGAUAAAUCUUUAAGCGUUAAGCUUUAAGCGGUACCUCAGAGCUCAGCGGUUCAGCCUCUAGACUAAGCUUGGUGACUGAGUAUAGCUACGCGCUGUGAUAAACUGAAGAACGUACGUAAACGCUCAUUUAUUUUCUCUUCAAUUGGCAGUUUACUUAUUCUAAAUAAUUCGAGUGGUUGCAUACAUAAAAGCAAAUUUUCUCUAUUUUCUAAAUGUUUGUAAACUUAAAAAAAACAUUACACUUUCCCGAGAAGUGGAACUGGAUUGCGAAGAUGCUUUCGGACUAGCAGUCAUGUGAUGCAUUUGACUAUCAGACGUGUGAGACCUCGAACUACGUGUGAGCGUUUGUAGUUCUAGAAGAAGAUAACAGGACCGUAAACGGCGUUUGACAAGUUGCGUUCGUGUCAAAACCCAAGUGGAAGCCCACAGUACCCAGAGUGCGUGUCAGUGUCCCUCAAUACAUAGGACCUUUCUUUUCCCGAAGACAAUAACAAGCGCCAGUUACACGAGGUUUGGGCCAACUUGCUCACCUGACGUAGUGACAACUCAGUGGUGAAAUGUUGUUAAUUAACAGGCAUGACAAUGAUAUACAUAUAUAAAUCUAUUUUUAAUAAAUAGUCAUUAAGAACAAAAACUAGUGGUUCUGUAACAAUUUAUUAAUGCGAUUAAACGACUAUGAAACUGAAAAAAGGGAGAACUCCUGUUUUUACGUUUCAUCCAGAAUUCAGCUUCAGUCGUUUGAGUGCCCUCGGCUUAUUUGAGGUGGUGCCAGAAAAGGAAAGAAGGCUUCACUUCACCUCCCUCUCUGGCAUCGUUCUCCAAACACCCAUUUUGGGAUACAGUGUCAUCGUCAGUAUUACGAAGAGAACCGUCUGGCAGUUUAUAUACAAUGUGUAAUAAAUCAAAUAAUGUGUGAUGAGCGAUCCAGCGAAUUCCGAAAGAAAUUAUGUGUCGCAAAUAAACAAUGAAAGCAGUGGGAUUAAUGUGAUUAACUGGAAAGUGUGUUUCAGUGGACUUCACACAUCUCAGAAAUCCCUUGGAUGCGCCAGUCGCAGUGAAAAUUAGGGCUCAUACGCGUAUCAAAACAGUGAAGGGUUAGGUACCAUCCCACAUGCAAAUUACAGCAUGCGUAUAGGUACCUAAUCUUCACAUUGUCGGCUAUUUGCAAACACCCUUGAUAAUAACAGCAAAGAUUGGGCACCCAUAAGCGUAACAAUAGCAAUGAUAACUGGGUACCCAUUUGCGUACAGUUACAGCGAAGAUUGGGCAUCCACACGCUUGCCUAUAGCAGUGAAGAUUGAAUAUCCACACGCGUACCAAUUACAGUGAAGAUUGGGAACCGACACGCGCGUGCCAAUUAUUUGAAAGAGAGAGAGAGAAAUAGAGAAGGCAUGCCCGAGUGACUUGACUCUCUUCUAUAUAUGUAAUUAAUAUAUUAACCAAACUGAAAAUAUAUAUUUUCAUAAAUGCUCAGGCAAUUUACCCAUAUAAAAUGUAUUAUUUGUGUUUUGAAGCUUUUCCCCUCUAAACUAGUAUAGUUGUGAAGAAAAAUGAUCUGAUAUUUUUGUGGAAAAUUUUCAUAGAUUGUAACAAAUUUGCGGUGGUUGAGUGUGUGUGUGUGUGGUUGUGUGUGUGUGUGUGUGUGUGUGUGUGUGUGUGUGUGUGUGUGUGUGUGUGUGUGUGUGUGUGUGUGUGUGUGUGCGUAAUAAAAUCUCUUCAGAUGAUGUGGACGAAAUCAUUUGACGAUUGAUCAUUCAUUCCGGUUAUUACCUCACUCCUAUAAUUCUGUCAUGAAACAAUUCACGGGAGUGAAUGCAUCCGACUGUAAAGUUUCAUUAUCUCUUCUAUCAAGUGCUUCGGUGACCGAUUUUCAUAUUUCUUUAUGAGUGUAUCUAAUAAUGGGGCUUGCAAAUGAGCGAGAAAAUAUACUGAGAGAUGAGAGACCGAGGAAUUUCUGGUACCAGUUGAUGAUUUAUCAAGUAGUAACGUGAAAUGUAUAUAAUUCCUUCCCAAAAUGACGUGUUUUCAUAAUUUUGUUGUGAAAGAUAACUAAUCAAACACACACAUUUAAACAUACGGACACUUACACACACACACACACACACACACACACACACACACACACACA